This is a messenger RNA of Ctenocephalides felis (cat flea), 534 nucleotides long. Its product is annotated as colorectal mutant cancer protein-like. The transcript has 4 exons. NCBI's taxonomy places the organism in Eukaryota, Metazoa, Arthropoda, Insecta, Siphonaptera, Pulicidae. The record is from RefSeq and is a predicted model, not a curated record. The coding region runs from base 1 to 534 and encodes 177 amino acids.
AUGGCAAUGCGUGAAGAAAGGUCAGAUCUCCGAGCACAGUUGUUUGCCUCUGAACGUGAACGUAAAGCUGCUGAACUGAGGCAUGGUGCACUCGAAGCUUCUCAUCGAGCAGCUCAAGCCGCCUUGCGUCAUUUGCAGGCGCAAUUGGCAGAUACAGAGGCCUUGCUCUCGUUAGCAAGGCAAAAUAAGGAUCGUUCAUCUUACUCCGAAGCAGAACACGCGGCCGGAGUUGAGCGAGAAUUACUUGAUGCUUUGGCACGUGAGGCCAGACUUAAGACGCGACUGCAAAGUCUCGCCGGAUCUUUAGAAGCAGCAGCUAAAUCUUCAGAAGAAAGAAAUAUACAGGCUCAGAACGCAAUGCUAGAACUUAAGGAAACGAACAUUAAUUUAAAUCUGUGCUUGGAAAGAUGCAAAAGAAAAUAUCAAAAUCGAGUGCGCAAACUUGAACAACAACUUCUCGGCUUAGAGCAAAUGGAUCAUUCUGAAUCUGUUUCAACUGCCUUUGAUACAGGAAAUGAUCGAAUGUGUAAAUGA